Messenger RNA from Phacochoerus africanus (Common warthog), 945 nucleotides. RefSeq names its product olfactory receptor 2B2-like. Gene Ontology annotation, cellular component: membrane. Gene Ontology annotation, biological process: G protein-coupled receptor signaling pathway. NCBI's taxonomy places the organism in Eukaryota, Metazoa, Chordata, Mammalia, Artiodactyla, Suidae. Bases 1 to 945 code for a protein of 314 amino acids. The transcript has a single exon. The record is from RefSeq and is a predicted model, not a curated record. Gene Ontology annotation, molecular function: G protein-coupled receptor activity; olfactory receptor activity.
AUGCGGAUCAACAAUCAGAGCUCACUAGAUGACUUUAUCUUACUGGGGUUCUCUGAUCGCCCCUGGCUGGAGACACCAUUCUUUGUCAUCUUUCUGGUGGCUUACAUCUUUGCCCUACUUGGAAAUAUCUCCAUUAUCCUGGUUUCCCACCUGGAUCCCCAGCUUGACAGUCCCAUGUACUUUUUUGUCUCUAAUCUAUCCCUUCUGGAUCUCUGCUAUACCAGCAGCACUGUCCCACAGAUGCUAGUCAACCUUCGGGGACCAGAAAAGACCAUUAGCUAUGGUGGUUGUGUUUCCCAACUCUACAUUUUCUUGGCCUUGGGUUCUACUGAAUGUAUACUUCUAGCCAUCAUGGCCUUUGACCGUUAUGCUGCUAUUUGCAAGCCCCUUCACUACCCAGUCAUCAUGAACCAGAGACGCUGUAUCCACAUGGCCACUGGGACCUGGAUUAGCGGCUUUGCUAACUCCCUUGUGCAGUCCACUUUCACAGUGUUGACCCCACGAUGUGGACAGAGGGUGAUAGACCAUUUCUUCUGUGAAGUUCCUGCUCUUUUGAAAUUAGCUUGUACUGAUACUCAUGUGAAUGAGGCAGAGCUCAAUGUGCUAGGGGCUUUGCUACUUCUGGUGCCCCUCACCCUCAUCCUGGGCACUUAUGUGUUCAUUGCUCGGGCAGUCAUGAGAAUCCGCUCUGCUGAAAGUCGCUGGAAAGCCUUUAAUACCUGUGGUUCCCAUUUGCUGGUGGUGUCCCUCUUCUACUUUACAGCCAUCAGUAUGUACGUCCAGCCUCCCUCUAGCUAUUCCCAUGACAGGGGGAAGAUCAUGGCUCUCUUCUAUGGAAUUGUCACACCUACACUCAAUCCAUUUAUCUACACACUGAGGAACAAGGAUGUGAAAGCUGCCCUUAGAAGGGCACUGACUAAGGAAUUUUGGGUCAGGACAAGAUGA